CCCGGCCCGGCGCGGUGCGGCUCCGUUGGACCGGCGCGGUGGGCCCGGUGGGCCCCGGCGAUGGCGGUGCCGGCGGCGGCGGAGGCGGUGCCUGGCCGGCAGCGGGCCUUGGCCGCCGGCUCGCCCGUGGAUUACAUGAGCAUCACCAGCUUCCCGCGGCUGCCCGAGGAGGAGCCGGGCGGCGCGGCCGAGAGCAGCCUCCGCGCCCGCAAGGAGGAGGACGCGUUCCUGGGCGAGCAGGACACGGACCCAGACUCCUUCCUGAAGUCUGCACGUCUCCAGCGCCUGCCCUCAUCCUCCUCGGAGAUGGGAAGCCAGGACGUGUCCCCUCUCCAGGAGACCAGCAAGGACCCUUUCUCUGGAGACUGCAGCUGCCGGCAGGAUGGGCUGACUGUCAUCAUCACUGCCUGCCUGACCUUCGCCACGGGCGUCACGGUGGCCCUCAUCAUGCAGAUCUAUUUUGGGGACCCUCAGCUCUUCCACCGUGGCGCCGUGGUGACGGACGCGGCGCCCUGCACGGCGCUGGGCACGGAGGUGCUGGGCAGGCAGGGCUCCUCGGUGGACGCAGCCAUCGCCUCAGCCCUCUGCGCAGGCAUCGUCAACCCCCACACCUCAGGGCUUGGAGGGGGUGGGGUGAUGCUGGUCCACGACAUCCGGAAGAACAGGAGCUGGGUGAUUGACUUCCGUGAGGUGGCUCCCCUGGGCAUCCCUUUGGAAGGGGACCUGCAGCAGGACACCAAGCCAGGUCUGCUCGUGGGGGUGCCAGGCAUGAUACAAGGGAUGCACCAGGCACAUCAGUUACAUGGCAGACUCCCGUGGUCCGAGCUGCUGGACCUCGCAGCUGGUGUUGCCCAGAACGGCUUUAAUGUCACACAUGAUUUGGCCAAAGCCCUGAGUGAACUGAAGGACCUGAACUACUCUGACCGAUUCCGGGAGCUGUUCCUGCCGGAUGGGCAGCCCCUCCUGCCUGGCACGUUUGUCCGGCGCCUGGAUCUCGCGGCCGUCCUGGAGCUGGUGGGGGCAGAAGGGGUGUCAGCCUUCUACAGCGGAAACUUGACCCAGGAGAUGAUCUCUGAGGUCAACAACUACGGUGGAGUCUUGGUGGAGGAAGACUUCAGCAAUUACAGUGUCACAGUGGAGGAUCCCAUCCACACAGUCUAUCGAGGUCACCUUGUUUUCAGCCCCCCACCUCCACAUGCAGGUCCUGCACUGAUCACAGCACUGAACAUCCUCGAGGGCUUUAACAUCACAAGCAAAGGAUCCAGGGGGAAUAACUUGCACUGGAUAGCAGAGACGUUAAAAAUAGCCCUGAGUCUAGCGAGCAACCUGGGAGACCCGUCUGGUGACAUGUCCAUCGCUCACACAGCAGAAGGGAUGGUGAGUAAAUCAGAAGCUAAUUCCCUACGCCAGCUGAUUAAUGACUCCCAGUCCUUCCCAUCCGAUCUCCACAUCCCUCACUUCUCCGUGGAGAGCGGCCCAGCUGCCAGCCAGGUCCUUGUCAUGGGGCCCGACGACUUCAUCAUCACAGUUGUGAGUUCUUUGAAUCGUCCCUUUGGCAGUGGAAUCAUAACACCCUCUGGAAUCCUCCUCAACAGCCAGAUGUUGGACUUCUCCUGGCAAAACAAAGCAAUGAACCACUCCAUUUCCAGGCCGCAAAAUCUCAUUCAGCCUCGGAAACGGCCCCUGUCCUUCUUGCUGCCCACCAUUGUGAGGCCUUCUGAGGGCAUGUGUGGGACGUACCUGUGUCUGGGGGCCAACAACGGGGAGAGAGCCUUGAGCAGCAUCGUCCAGGUUUUGGUAAAUGUUUUAACAUUUCACAAGAAUCUGAGUGAAAGUUUGUCACUUGGUCGACUUCACCCACAGCUUCAGUCCAACACCUUGCAGGUUGACAGUGAGUUUCCUGAAGAAGAUAUAGAAUUUCUUGUAGCCAGGGGCCACCAGGUGGAUAAAGUCCCAGUGGUCUCCCUAGUUCACGGAGCCAGGAGAACCAACAGUUUCAUCAUUGGCCUGAAGGACCCCAGGAGUGCAGAUGCUGCUGGAGCCACAAUAUUGUAGCACCUCCCAGGUGACCUGUUGUCUGAACAAUGCUGACACACACCAACCCAAGUGAUGUGCAUGUUCUGAAGUGGCCUCUUCUCCAGCCCUGGGGGAGCCCCACCCAGAUGUUCUGCACUCACCACCCCAGGCAGCACCAGGGAAGUCAGCAGCACCAACAUGCAGCUCCCUGCUCUUGUUUUGUGGUUUUUUUUUUUAUUUUUCAUUUAUUUGCAUUGCAAGCAGCCCAGUCCUUGUUACAGGAAUGCCAGGAGCACACUUUUCUUUUGGGAGAAUCUUGCUAAUAAUUUCAGUCUUUCCAAAGCCAAGUUCUAGAACAUUAGCAAAGGAAAAAACAGUUGAUGAUGAUGCUGAUAUCUUCACUUCCCUAUCUUUCCCAGAGCAAUGGUUUUCAACACCUCUAACAAAUUCUUCCUCUAACAACUUGUACACCCCCCAAUGGUUUUCUUAGAGAGGUUCAGCCUCCUCCGUGGUAAAUUUGAGCUUGGUGGUAAUGGGCUUAAUUUUCUUAGACACCUUUUGGAGAUAUUCUAGCAGUACUCCACAGAUUUGUGAAAAACCACACACCACAGACUGCAAACCAUAUGGAGAACAUUUGGGUAUGUUCAGGGCCUUCCUUCCACUGCCUUAUCUCAGUCUACUCCGAAAGUCUAAAUCAGGUCAUUCCUACAGAGAAGCUUGGGAUUUUCUGCCGACUGAAUUCAUGGCAGUACUCUAGCUCCAUGUUUUUGUACUGGUGAGUCUAUUGGAACAGCUGAAGAGAGUGAGAGAAAAUGUACAAACCAACUCAAACACUACUGAGAUCAUUUUCUGUCUGCAGCAUGUAGUGAAAAUACAAGAAUGCUUCUGCAUUUCAUGUCUGAAAUCAAGUGAAGAAAGAACACCCCAGCUGACAGCUGCACCACUUCAGUCAGCCCAUGUUUGGACAUUUCCUGUUCUUUUUACUGGCAACUUAGAGACACCUGGCACUAAAAAAUUCCUGAGUGAUAAUUUUCUGUGGUCUAAAAUUUGUUGAUUUCCUUCAUGGUGCAAAUGCAUCUAUGGCCACUGUACAUAUUAUAUAUGUAUGUCUGCUUAUGGUUCUCUUGCUCCUUGAUUUGAUGAUCACACCAGUCACACCUGACCUUCCUCCCAAGGGUCUCUGUGACACCCAUGUGUUUGUAACUCACCCUCUGACACUUGUGGCCAUUGGACAUGGGGAGCAGGUGGGUCGUUUUGGGGCAGUUGGGGCCCCAUGGCAGAUAAAUCAGACUAAUCAUUCCUGCCAUCCGCCAGCCGUGGAUCUCAGAACAUCCUACGUGAAGCCUCACGUGUGGGGCUGAGCAAGGACAGAGGUGUUUUCAUGCUCUGCUGAAGAGCAGCCACCCCUGAGAGGAGCAUGGCAGUGCCAGCCAAUGGCAACACCAGUGCUGUUUGCUGUUCCAAAUCCCCUCAGCUGGGACGGGGGUGCAGCACUUCAGAACGUUGUCUUUGGCACAUUGUGUUCCGUGCCACCAAGAAGAGACUUUCUUCACCACAGGGACACCAAUCUAUUUAUUUAUUUUUCUGUCGUCAGCACUAGAGUUGGUCACUGCCCAAAGCUGGAGUGUUCAUAACACUUCACGUGUCUUGGAGCAGACCUUAUCAGGCUCCACAGGAAGGGAAGGUGGCAAUUCCGUGUGUUGAACCUCACUGGGGGAGAUCUGGGUGUUUCUGGUCUGUCCCAGACCAGAUCUGCCCCUCCGGCACAGAGAUUCACUGUGCUCAGCUGCAAAAUACCUGAUCAGUUGUCACAGCAAUACUUUGCAUGAAAUAUCACAAAACACUUUGAAAGAUGAAAUUCCUCCUUAUUAACUGAAUUCACCAACUUCCGAUGCUGGAAACUGUGUAUAUGUUUGGCAGUAAAAAGACUUUGGUCUUGAUUCAAAAGGGCAUUCAUGUGCCCCGAGGUACAAUUUCGCAGCAAUUAUUCAUAAUCUUAAAAUAAAGCAUGUUCCAAAGUG
Molecule: messenger RNA, 4037 nt
Organism: Pseudopipra pipra
Lineage: Eukaryota; Metazoa; Chordata; Aves; Passeriformes; Pipridae
Gene: GGT7
Product: gamma-glutamyltransferase 7
Exons: 15
Coding region: 61-2055 (664 amino acids)
Biological process (GO): glutathione catabolic process
Cellular component (GO): plasma membrane
Molecular function (GO): glutathione gamma-glutamate hydrolase
Source: RefSeq, a predicted model, not a curated record